Messenger RNA from Trichobilharzia regenti, 1174 nucleotides. The record is from the annotation of a GenBank genome assembly. NCBI's taxonomy places the organism in Eukaryota, Metazoa, Platyhelminthes, Trematoda, Strigeidida, Schistosomatidae.
GCUCAUGAUACCAAUUUAUACUAAAUACAAUUCGACAUGUAAUACUUGCAUCAUGUGGAUGGGCUGAUAAAGAUUUAAGAAAAUUUGCGACCAAAGAACAAAAUCAAUUUAAAUUGACAUUUCAACUAGUUACACGACUCACGCGCUCAUUACGUUUAUUACGGCACAAAACAGCAUGAACAUAUUCCGUCUGCUAGGUGACUUUUCCCACCUUGUAGCUCUUAUAAUUCUGCUUAGAAAAAUAUGGAAGACAAAGUCAUGCGCAGGUCUCUCGGGAAAAUCACAACUCCUCUUCGCUAUUGUUUUUAUCACUCGUUAUCUAGAUCUAUUGUACACUUUUAUCUCAAUCUAUAACAUGAUUAUGAAGAUCUUCUUCAUCUCUUGUUCCUGUGCAACUGUUUACCUGAUGUACUUCAAAUUUAAAGCUACAUACGAUUCAAAUCAUGACACUUUCGCUGUGUACUUAUUGUUGGUGCCUAGUUUGCUCUUGGGAUUGUUUGCAAAUUACGAGUUUUCUUUGACAGAGAUACUGUGGGCAUUCUCAAUUUAUCUGGAAUCGGUUGCUAUAAUGCCUCAACUAUUCAUGAUUAGUAAGACAGGUGAAGCGGAGACGAUUACUUCACAUUACUUAUUCGCAUUGGGAUCUUACCGUGCGUUAUAUCUGCUCAAUUGGGUGUAUCGUUACUAUUAUGAUGAUUUUCUUGAUUAUGUCGCUGUUAUUGCUGGCAUAGUACAGACAUUGCUAUACUGUGAUUUCUUCUACUUGUAUGUAACAAAAGUUAUGAAAGGACGCGGCUUAAGACUACCUGCCUAAAUUUUGAUGAUUUCCAAUGUUUUUUCCUGUGUUAUACUACUGUACAACUAUGAUUGCUUUGUUCCGCCCUAGUUGUGUUAUCAAAUAAAAGUGUUUUCCUAGAGUAUGUAGCCUUUUUCGCUCAAUAUUCUUCUGCCAUUUCUAGAAUUAUUCCACUUGUCCCAUUUAUGAUUUCAAAUCGGUAUAUUUUUGGCAUUAUUGAUUUCUAUCUUGUCAAAGCUCUCAUCAUGUCACGCAAUGUGUUAAUUGCCUAUUCUAAGACUUCAUAUCACUUUUCAAAAUCUAUACAUUCUAUGAACUAUUCUAUGUUUGAAAUUAUUUGUUCUAUCACUUAACUAUAACCAUAAUCAUAAUCACAAG